Messenger RNA from Acaulospora morrowiae, 1227 nucleotides. Lineage: Eukaryota; Fungi; Glomeromycota; Glomeromycetes; Diversisporales; Acaulosporaceae. The record is from the annotation of a GenBank genome assembly.
AUGAAGUUAAAAUUUGUAAUAAACCUCGGAUUCCUAAAUUCUCUUUUGAUCUUACUUCUCUCCACCUCUGUAAAAUGUCAAUCCGUGGAGGACCAGCCGUCUCACUCUGAUUCAUUGUUCCCUUUACUAUCGUCUUAUCGCGAAGACUCAUCUCCAUUUCAUGAUACAUUCGGCUCUUCAUCACCACAUCAAACAAUUCAUUCAAACCCGUUCGCGUUAAUGGACGAACUGUUGGAUUUAUCUAUGGAUGCCACCAAAGAGAUGUUCGAUUCGUUGAAUGAUGAUCUAAGCAUGAUGGGCGAUGACGAGGAGAAUUCUUCGAUCACCACCAUUGAAAUCACCAUCGUUGGAGGACCACCCGCGGAGCAAGAGGAAUCAAAUGACGACGACCUAGAGCAGUAUAUGGGGGCAAAGGACGAAGCUCUAGAAAAUGAUGACGAACAAAUGAUCGCAACAAUACCAUUUCCUUCUUCAUUCGACAAACCCAUUUUAUGUGAUACCACUCAGCAAGGAGAUCUACUUCCGGACAAGAAAGAUUCAUUCGUCGGGCCAAUAAGCGCAGUGCUUUUGGCAUUGUUAGCAUUAUCCGCGGUUACCCCUGUUGCCAUCAAAUUAUUAAAAUGCCGGAAAAAGAAAAGGAAUUAUGAAUAUUUGAUAGUUCAUGCCAAUGAUGAAGAUCAGUAUCAAUCGUGUAAAUUUUCUCGCACGGGAAUAGAUAUAGAUAAUACUCCCAAUGUUACACAAGAAAUAGGUCGUAUUGAUUGUCAAAUUUACAAUUUACAUGUCAUACUCUCGAAAUUAAAAAUGACUAGUCUCACCGAUGCACUUACCAACACCUUAAAUCCCACAACCUCGUCAACACUAACCAUUCGAGUAAUCAAGAACUUUGAAUAUCGUACUGUCAAGAAUUUAGUAUUGCAGCAUGUAAAUCUAGAGAGCACCACCGUUGGAGAGUUAAAAAAUCUUAUCAGAGAAAAAAUUAACACGAUUUCCGGAUUUAAGCCUUUUCGUAAUGUGAAUUAUGAUACGUUAAAACUUUAUACAAAAGCUCACGGUGCAAAGACGCAAAACCUGAUAAUAAACAUUGAACACGAAGAAUGGAUCUUUGGCAAUGAUGAAGAUACCUUAAUCUCAUGUGGUUUAGAGAACGAGUCCGAGGUUUCAUUUUUCAACAGGGAGGCAUAUGAGGCUUAUAAACAGCAUCCUGACGUGAUCAAAUGGGAUUGA